GCUUGUCGAUGCUGCUAAGAGCGACGGCGCCUCAACCAAUGGCCUGGUGGUGGACAUUGCCGGGCGGCAGCGCAUGCUCAUCCAAAGGCUUUGCAAAGAGGCUUUGCUGAUUGGUUUGGGAGUCAGUGUCUCCGACAACCUGGCCAGCCUCAAAAACACGCAGCUGCUUUUUUUUAAUUCCCACUAUGGCAUCAUCCAGGGUGCUGCCUGGGCUGGCGUGCCAGUGCUGAACAAGUUGUGCACAGUUCACCAAAUGAGGGAGGUUAGUUUCAACUUCGAGGAGUUUUUGCCUUUGAUUCUGGAGAUCUUGAACGCGGAAACUCUACCUUCAAGCCAGCAGACCGCGCUAGGCCUCGCUUGGAAUAUCUCAGACAAGAGUGGCCCCUUGUUCGCCUCCAUGGUGGCAGCAGUCACUCUGUACGUGAACGAUCAAGGAGAGUGUGAUCCUAGCCAAGACAUGACACCACAAGGCUGGCAGCGCUUGAUGCUGGAGGCUGGCAAUGGGUACUUGUACGGGCAGCAGGCCUUUGCUCAGUACAUGCAGAUCGGAACUAUGACCCAGACAUCUUCCAGCCAGACCGCGCUCACAGUGGUUACCAGCUCCAUCACUGAAGCGGUGAACGGCUUGGUGCAGGGCUACAAGGCAAGGAACUUACCAGCUCCCCCGUCGCAAACUGCGCUCGAUGGGCUGCUGAGGUGGAAAUCCACUUGGGAGGAGCUCGAGCCAAACCUGGAGCUGGCCGUUCGCCUAGGCGCCACCACUGUGGUGCAGGUUCGACUGGUGCUGCGCCUGCUGACCUCGUUCAAAAGCGAAGCCGAGUCAGUGAUCGAGCUGUUCCUCGCAAACGCGCUUGCAGCCCAAAUCGAUGUACCCAUUUAUCAAAUCAAACAGGCGACGUUUCAGAAUUCUCGGUUGGCGGAGUUGGUUGGACUGGCCAACUUGGUGGCUUUUGGCGAGAAGGUGACAGAAAACACGCUGCAGCUGAACACCACCAGAGAUGCUUUCCUUGCGACACACUGGCACCUCUUGGAGGGAGAACCUGCAACCAGCACCACUCCUGAGAUUCUAAAGAUCUCAAACUUGUGCUACAUCAAGCAGAUGCGGUUUGUCAAUCAGAACUUUGUCGCGGCGAUGUCUGCCGCGCAAACGGGGGCUUUGGUGGAGAUGAGGAAUGCUGUUGACGAGGCGUCCGUGGCCAUGAAUACGAUCAUCGAAUACUACACCGAGGGAACCAUCAAAUGCGUCAACUCGACCUUGGGUGUGCCGGACUACUUGGCCCUUUUCGACGAAGCAGGCAGAUUCAGCGGCCUCACUCAGCAGGCUUCGGCUGCUUACAUCUUGGCCACGAAAGGCACAGAGGACGGAUACCAACAGCGCUUUGAGGACAGCAUGCGGCAGCUCCUUGAGUCGCUGAGAAACCUAGGCUUUGGCGCUGCCAACCUGCCGUCUCCGCCAACCGACCAAAUCAUGCUGCAGGUCCAGAAUUCGAUUAAGCCAUCCUACGAUGCCUUCUUGGCGGCGAUUGACGCAGCUAUCGUUGCCAACGUCAUCUCGCAGG
Effrenium voratum is the source of this 1559-nucleotide messenger RNA. Lineage: Eukaryota; Dinophyceae; Suessiales; Symbiodiniaceae. The record is from the annotation of a GenBank genome assembly.